This is a messenger RNA of Cricetulus griseus (Chinese hamster), 615 nucleotides long. The record is from RefSeq and is a predicted model, not a curated record. NCBI's taxonomy places the organism in Eukaryota, Metazoa, Chordata, Mammalia, Rodentia, Cricetidae.
UCCAGUGCCUCUGGAUGGACAGGUGUGAAAACAGAAGAGGAUGGACUAGCUUUGGGGCCGUUUCCCCAGCAUCUCCCAGAAUCUCUGAACUCCACAUCGAAAGAUUUAGAAGAAAUGGUCAAGUUGGAAGCUGAGGAUUGUGUGGGAGAAAUCCCCAGCAGCUUCCCUGAGCAGGUCUUUGGUGAUAAAGUGAAAGAAGAAUCCUCUGUGGAAUUAGACAGUGGCUGCCAUCAGGGUACGCUGAGUAGUUCCAGAGAGAUGAGAAGACAAGCAGUCAUGCAGAGGGAGGAGCCUCAACCAGCUAAAUCCCUUCCUGUGUCCCAAGACUCAGCUGAUGAGGGGAGCACAAGUGGAGAUGCAAGCAAAGGAUGGCCAAAAAGCACUCCAUCCUGUAUGGAGCAGGAGACAGUGCUUAGCAGUCCUCCAGGGAAGCCUGAGGACUCAGCCAAUGCUGACGGUCAGUCUGUGGGGACCCCAGCUGGACCAGAUCCUGGAGGAGAGAAAGAUGGGCCUGAGGAUGAAGAGGAGGAGGAGUUUGAUGAGCUCACCCAAGAUGAAGAAGAUGAACUGUCAUCAGCUUCUGAGGAGUCUGUGCUUUCUGUCCCAGAGCUCCAG